AAGCCUAUGAGAAGUGAUGGUAUGUUUGACUCAAUCAAUGUUUACAUUUUAUUACAAUCGAUGUAAUGAUUGUUUUGUGAUUAGGUUUGCAGUAAUUGUCGUGAAAUAGCCGUCAAUAGUAUAUGAGAUGACAUUUGAUUUGAGAAUAGCUGUGGUUUGCAGUAGUAAUCAGAACCGAUCGAUGGAAGCGCACGCCGUCCUCAGUAAGAAAGGGUUUAAAGUGAGAUCUUUCGGCUCAGGAAAUCAGGUGAAACUUCCCGGACCCGCUCAGGACAAGCCUAAUGUCUAUGACUUUGGCACCACUUAUGAAGAGAUGUAUAAAGACCUGCUCUCCAAAGACAAAAACCUAUAUACUCAGAACGGAAUCCUCCAUAUGUUGGACAGAAAUCGUCGCUUGAAGUCAUGUCCCGAACGCUUCCAAUUGUGUUACGAACAGUUCGAUGUGGUGUUCACUGUCGAGGAACGCGUCUACGACCAAGUGGUCGAAGAGCUGUCACUUCGGACGCCAGUGGACAACACGACGGCCCAUAUAAUCAAUAUAGACGUUCAGGACAACCACGAAGAGGCCACUAUCGGGGCGUUCCUUAUAUGCGAAAUGGCAUUAAUGAUGGCUCAGUCCACAGACCUCGACAACGAUAUCGACGAACUCUUACAGGAAUUUGAAAAUAAGGCCGAAAGACCUCUUUUGCAUACAAUUGCCUUUCAGUAGAGUUUACAACCAAAUCGUGUGAAAUUAAAUCAAUAUUUAUUUGAUAUAAUAAAAAGUAUUUUAUAUUUUUUUCCAAUAAAAUAAUA
Molecule: messenger RNA, 795 nt
Organism: Medioppia subpectinata
Lineage: Eukaryota; Metazoa; Arthropoda; Arachnida; Sarcoptiformes; Oppiidae
Source: the annotation of a GenBank genome assembly